Messenger RNA from Macrobrachium nipponense, 469 nucleotides. Its product is annotated as synaptophysin-like. NCBI's taxonomy places the organism in Eukaryota, Metazoa, Arthropoda, Malacostraca, Decapoda, Palaemonidae. The transcript has 6 exons. The record is from RefSeq and is a predicted model, not a curated record. Gene Ontology annotation, cellular component: synaptic vesicle; synaptic vesicle membrane. The coding region runs from base 139 to 453 and encodes 104 amino acids.
UCUUGGGACCCUGAGACCUCACUGAGUUUUAGUCGUGAGUUGUUAACAGUGAAGUUGGAGUAACCCAUUUCGUGGACUUUCUGCAGACGCGACCUUAUUUUCUUGGUUUCCUUUGGUGAUAUCUUCGCAGACACCGCCAUGGAGGGACAACCUCAGGAUGAACCACAGCCAAUGCCUAUGCAGUAUGAACAGCAGCCACCUCCUGUAUAUAUGGAGCAGCCAAAACCUGCGUUGCCUAAUCUACAGGGCAUACAGCAGUUGAUCGCAGGGAUGAACACAAGUGUUUUAAAGGAGCCCAGAGGUUUCAUGAAAAUUCUGCAGUUUGUGUUUGGUAUUAGUGCAUUUGCUACAACUACCAGCUUUAGCACUGAGUUCUCCUUCCGUAUAUUUUGCCCAGCUUCUGAUAAAAAUAACAUCACUGUUUCUGAAAGCAUUACCUAUCCAUUUCAGUAAGUAUGCUUCAUGAGGA